Molecule: messenger RNA, 741 nt
Organism: Scophthalmus maximus (turbot)
Lineage: Eukaryota; Metazoa; Chordata; Actinopteri; Pleuronectiformes; Scophthalmidae
Product: small integral membrane protein 30
Exons: 1
Coding region: 91-279 (62 amino acids)
Source: RefSeq, a predicted model, not a curated record
AGCAGCUCCGCCAGCCGUCACCUGACUUUGACGCAGGCGCUCCAGCUUCCGCGCAUGUAAACAGCAACGGCGGAAAAGAAAUCUCACGACAUGGAUCCCGGACGUCGACUUCCAGGCGCCGCAGCGGUCGUCUGGCUGCUCUUCCUCUCCCUCAUCCCCCCGGCGGAGGCGUACGACGCCGGCGACGCUCUAGCCCUGCUGCUGGGCGCCAUCGUGGCCGUGGUGGGCGUCUGCGCCGGACUCGGCUGGUACGCACGGAGGCGAAAUGGACGGCUGUGACGAGAGGGGCUCCACCGGUUCGUGCGCCCCGUCUGCCCCUGUUACCAUCCACCCGCUUUCAUAAUAAGAAACGUGCCUUUUUGGAGUUAAUGCGUCGAGCUCAACGGGAGGCACGUGGACUCAUGAUGGAGGAGGAGGAGGGGGGAGGGGGGGCAGACAUCCAGGAAGUCCAAAAACCAGGAACUGUUGUUUGUCGCACUGCUGAGAUUAAGGACCAUCACUGUCGCCUUCUUUAUGAAAUAAAGACUGCCGCAUUUACUGUGUAUCCUCCGAAGGAUGCUCGCAUUGCAUAGAGCCUAGAGCAUAUUUGUCCCACGCGUGAAGUGAUCACCAUAGUUCUGAAGCACAACAUCACGCGCGCGCGCGCGGUGAAAUGACAUCAGUGGAGCUUGCUGUUGCAUUCUGUGCUAAUGAAACGCUUUGUGAAGAAUAAACUGAUUCGCCUGAUGCUCUUCACAACAA